This is a messenger RNA of Trichomonas vaginalis G3, 2898 nucleotides long. RefSeq names its product ankyrin repeat family A family. NCBI's taxonomy places the organism in Eukaryota, Parabasalia, Trichomonadida, Trichomonadidae. Gene Ontology annotation, molecular function: protein binding. The transcript has a single exon. The record is from RefSeq and is a predicted model, not a curated record. The coding region runs from base 1 to 2898 and encodes 965 amino acids.
AUGGAAUUGUAUCAUGACUUUAUUUAUGUAUAUGAUACAUUGUAUAAGCUGAAGACUUUCGGCGAAGAAGAAAUUAACAAAAUUUAUCUUGAUAUCAAAAAUUUGCUAAUUGAUACCAAACGCACAAUGCCAGCUCGAAUUCUAACAAUGAUUUCUACUGCAAUGACUUUUAAUGUCAAAUAUAUAAAAUCAUAUAAGGAGAUUUUCAAAAAGAUUUAUACAGAAUAUCAUCCAGUCUUUUCUCGAGGAGAAAUUCAAAGUAUCCCAUAUGUUUUGUGGGCAGAUUUACAAGAUGAGAAUGGUAUUUUAUUAUCAGUGAGAUAUAGUUUUGAAUUCGAAGCAAACAAAACUAAAGAUUAUUCAAUGCAAUUUAUUGAAGAAAAUACGAUUUACAGAGCUAUUAUGUAUGAUGACAAAUUUUCUUUCAUUAAAUUCACGGAAACAGGUAGUUUUAACAAGAAGCAAGUGCUUAAUAGUGAUUUAUAUCCAUCCUCACCUAAUUCAUUGAUUGAGCUAUGUUGUUAUCAUGGAGCUGUUAAUUGUUUUAAAUUGCUAAUUUCAAAAUAUAACUCAACAACUACACGGAAAUGCCUCAAUUAUUCCUUUUUGGGUGGAAAUCCUGACAUUAUUAAUGAAUGUUUGAAAUAUGAGGAGCCAGAUAAAGAAUGCAUGAAAUACGCAACCAUUUCACAUAACAUUGAUUUUGUUACCUUUUUGAUGAAUGAAUUCGAGUUAGAAAUUGAUUUAUAUAAUUGCGCGAUAUAUCACAAUUUUCAGGCAUUUUUAGUUUAUUUGGAUCAAUCAAAAUAUAUUAAUAAAUCCUUUAUUUAUUCAGUUUGUUUUUGUAUUCCUUCUCUAUGUGAAUAUUAUCUUUCGCAUGGUGCUUUUGUUAAUGCAAAAACUGAAUUCGGAAAAACUGCACUUCAUGUUGCAGCAAAAUUUAAUUGCAGGGAAAUAGCAGAAAUUUUGAUUUCACAUUGUGCCGAUGUUAAGAUAAAAGAUAAUAAUGGAUUUACAGUUCUUCAUGAUGCAGCAAGAUUAAAUUAUGGUAAAGAAACUGCAGAAUAUCUUAUUAUGAAUGGUGCUGAUAUUAAUGCAAAAAGUAACAAUGGAUGGACUCCUCUUCAUGUUGCGUCAAAAUUGAAUAACUAUGAAGUAGCAGAACUUCUUAUUUUACAUGGCGCUAAUGUUAAUGUUAAUGCUGAAAAGAGAUAUUCAAUUCUUCAUGCACCAGUAGAUUUUAAUAGCAAAGAAAUAUCCCAACUCCUCAUCUCUUAUGGUGCUGAUGUUAAUGCCAAAGACAUAGAUGAAUGGUCGGUCCUUCAUGCUACAGCAUAUAAAGAUAGUAAAGAAAUAGCUGAAUUCCUUAUCUCUCAUAGUGCCGAUAUUAAUGCUAAAGACAAAGAUGGAUUGUCGGUUCUUCAUGCUGCAGUAAGUAAUAACAGUAAAGAAACAACUGAAUUCCUUAUUUUACAUGGCGCUGAUGUUAAUGCCAGAAGCAAUAAUGGAUUGUCGGUUCUUCGUGCUGCAGCAACCAAUAAAAACAGUAAAGAAAUAAUUAAAUUUCUUAUCUCUCGUGGUGCCGAUAUUAAUAUUAACGACAAAGAUGGAUUGUCGGUUCUUCAUGCUUUAGCAAAAAAUAACAGUAAAGAAAUAGCUGAAUUUCUUGUUUCUCAAGGUGCAGAUAUUAAUGCUAAAAACAAUAGUGGAUGGUCAAUUCUUCAUGCUGCAGCAGAUAAUAACAGCAAAGAAAUAGCAGAAUUCCUUGUCUCUCAUGGUGCUGAUGUUAAUGCAAAAGACAAUAAUGAGAUGUCGGUUCUUUAUGCUGCAGUAUGUAAUAAUAGUAAAGAAAUAGCUGAAUUCCUUAUUUCAUAUGGUGCUGAUGUUAAUGCAAAAGACAGUAAUGGAUGGUCAGUUCUUCAUGCUGCAGCAAAAAAUAAUAACAGUAUAGAAAUAGUAGAAUUCCUUGUCUCUCAAGGUGCUGAUGUUAACGCAAAAGACAUUAAUGGAUGUUCAGCUCUUCAUGCUGCAGCAGAUAAUAACAAUAAAGAAAUAGCUGAAUUCCUUAUUUCACAUGGUGCUAAUGUUAAUGCUAAAAGCAAUAAUGGAUUCACAGCUCUUCACAUUGCAGUAUGUAAUAGUAAUAGCAAAGAAAUAAUUGGAUUUCUUAUCUCUCAUGGUGCUGAUGUUAAUGCUAAACGUAAUGAUGGAUCAUCGGUUCUUCACAUUGCAGUAUGUAAUAGUAAUAGUAAAGAAAUAGUUAAAUUCCUUGUCUCUCAUGGUGCUGAUGUUAAUGCAAAAGACGAUGAUGGAUCGUCAGUACUUCACAUUGCAGCAUGUAACACUAAUAGUAAAGAAAUAGUUGGAUUUCUUGUCUCUCAUGGUGCUGAUGUUAAUGCAAAAGACAAUUUUGGAUGGUCAGUUCUUCAUACGGCAACAAAAAAUAGCAAUAAAGAAAUAGUUGAAUUCCUUAUUUUGCAUGGUGCAGAUGUAAAUGCUAAAGAUGAUAAUAGAUUGUCAAUACUUCAUAUUGCAUCAUUAAAAAAUAGCAAUCAAGAAAUAGUUGAGUUCCUUAUUUCACAUGGUGCUGAUGUUAAUGUUAGAUGCAGUAAUGGAUCGUCAGUACUUCACAUUGCAGCAUGUAACACUAAUAGUAAAGAAAUAGUUGGAUUUCUUGUCUCUCAUGGUGCUGAUGUUAAUGCAAAAGACAAUUUUGGAUGGUCAUCUCUUCAUGCUGCAGCAAAAUUUAACAAUAAAGAAAUAGUUGAAUGCCUUAUUUCGCAUGGUGCUUAUGUUAAUGCAAAAGACAAUGAUGGAUAUUCAGUUCUUCAUACUGCAUUAAAAAAUAACAAUAAAGAAAUAGCUGAAUUCCUUAUUUCACAUGGUGCUGAAUGUUAA